ACAAAGACAUUACACACACCAAUCAAACAAACCAAGAAAAAGAAUUCAAAACAAAGAAAACAAAAAUGGCAAGAAGCAUGAAGCUAGCAUGUGUUGUUUUGGUGAUGUGCAUGGUAGUUAUUGCGCCUAUGGCAGAAGCUGCAGUCUCAUGUGGAACUGUAACCGGUGAUCUUGCUCCAUGCCUUCCUUUUCUUACAGGCGGUCCUGGUCCGUCAAUGCCAUGCUGUGCAGGAGUGAAGAAGCUUCUUAGUGCCGCCCCCACCGUGCCUGAUAAACAGGCGGCCUGUAACUGCUUGAAAUCAGCUGCCGGUUCUAUUAACAAUUUGAAUGCUAACAAUGCUGCUGCUCUCCCAGGCAAAUGUGGUGUCAACAUUCCUUACAAGAUCAGUACCUCCACCAACUGUAACACCAUUAGGUUUUGAAGAUGAUGUUGCGGUUUCAAGAUUAUCAUAUGGAAACUUCUCACUAGUAUUAUGAGAGUUUACUAUUAAGAAUAAUAUCUAAGUGAGAGUGUUAUAGGAUCAUCUUGCAUGUGGUCCUAUCCUCUUGUACUAGAUCUACCAACUGUUUUCAGUGUCUCUUGAUGUAUUGUUGUAUUAAUCUACAUAAUGACGUAUUUUAAUUUGAGUUUAUGAUUUUAAA
Vicia villosa (hairy vetch) is the source of this 642-nucleotide messenger RNA. Its product is annotated as non-specific lipid-transfer protein 3-like. Gene Ontology annotation, molecular function: lipid binding. Gene Ontology annotation, biological process: lipid transport. Lineage: Eukaryota; Viridiplantae; Streptophyta; Magnoliopsida; Fabales; Fabaceae. The record is from RefSeq and is a predicted model, not a curated record. Bases 66 to 422 code for a protein of 118 amino acids. The transcript is spliced from 2 exons. Gene Ontology annotation, cellular component: membrane.